Chelmon rostratus (copperband butterflyfish) is the source of this 1808-nucleotide messenger RNA. It is a transcript of the gene dnajc24, whose product is annotated as DnaJ (Hsp40) homolog, subfamily C, member 24. The record is from RefSeq and is a predicted model, not a curated record. Gene Ontology annotation, molecular function: ATPase activator activity; ferrous iron binding. Gene Ontology annotation, biological process: positive regulation of ATP-dependent activity. NCBI's taxonomy places the organism in Eukaryota, Metazoa, Chordata, Actinopteri, Chaetodontiformes, Chaetodontidae. Bases 57 to 587 code for a protein of 176 amino acids. The transcript has 5 exons.
UCUUAACAUCGUCGGACAAUAUGUCGUCUCUCAGGUGACAGCUGUAUUUUGAAGGGAUGUGUGAAGCAGCAGAGAAGGACCUGUAUGCUGUCCUGGGAGCCAGCUCCUCAGAUUCAGUCCAGCAGCUCAAACACAGAUACCAGCAGCUGGCCUUACAGUACCACCCAGACCGUCUUGGAGGUGAAGGUUCUUCAGAGGUAGAGUCUGCUGUGAAGAAGUUUCUAGAAGUUGAUGCAGCCUGGAGGAUCCUGAGUGACGAGAACACCAGGAGACAGUAUGACCUUCAGCGGAGAGCACAGGAACUGAAACAGGAUUGGCCAGUGGAUUCUACAGUCUAUCUGGAGGACAUGACCUGGGACCAGGAUGAGUGUGUGCAUACGUACAGCUGUCGCUGUGGAGGAGGCUUCAGUGUGUCAGAGGAGGAGGUGGAGGAGGAGACACAGAGGAGGCAGCGGGGUGAUGAAGAGGAGGAAACAGAGGAUGAAGAGCACAGAGGAGUGGUUGUUUGCUGUGAUACAUGUUCCCUCAGCGUGUACGUUACAUGGUCAUUACAUAGACAGACUGAACUGCUGAAAUGCCAACAGUAAUACUUGUUUGGAAACCUUUCACCUUUGAAAGACUGCUAAGUAAUUGGGUCGACGUUUCCCUUCUUUGAAGAGGGCACCCAGUCAGAGUGCGCUGUUGGUCGGCAGAAGCGGACAGCGUGAGAGUAAGUAAGUGAGUUUGUUUGCAGUGUACAGCACAUUGGUAGCAGAUGUCACAGAGUGCUUGACAAUAAAAGACAGAAAAGCAAGAGACAUGAAAUGCAGACAUCAAGCUAAAAACAUCAAAGAAUAAGAUUAAGGAUGAAGCUAAAACUAAAUAAAAGCAAGACCAAGCAAACAGGUCUGUCCACAGUGUCCACACAUCUGAAGUCCAGUGGGAGAGCGGUUAGGAGCCAAAACCUCAAGAACUUGGCUCCUUUUGUCUUUGUUGAGCCUGGAGUGAGGAACCACCAACAAACCCUGAUCAGAGGAGCUCUGAUUGCUCCAGGUGAUGUAAUGUAGGAAGGUGCCAGCAAUGCUCUGAAAGCGAUCACAAUAAUCUGCAGCUGGUUUCUGAAUUUGAAGGGACGCCGGAGUAAAGAAAUCAAAAUUGGUGUUACAUCAGACCUCCUGGAGCAGCAUUUUGGACCAGUUGCCAGCGGUCUUGCUAAGGCAGGUGAAAAUGAGCCUGGAUUAACUGAAUUCAACAUAGUUUAGUUCAUUCUCAGUCAGCUAAUUUAUUCAUGUGAUUGGCUGGGUGGUCUUAUGGUCCUGUAAGUAGAAUUAUACAAUUGGGUCAUCGUAUAGUAAAGUGAAUUUGAAUAGGUCUUUCCAUGAAGUGUAUUGACAUUUUUUGUGUAAUUUUAUUUUGAUAUAUAGUCCAGAAAUUGUGUCUAUUGGUGCCUUCAGGAAAAUAGUAAUUCAUAACUGAAAAAUGCGUUCAUAUUUGUUCUGUUCAUGCAGUUUAUGAAAAACUGAAAAAAACUCUAAAUGAAGAGGAGCUCAUAGUAGCCAAAAAUAUGUCUUUAGUGUCUCUUUAUUGUCCGAAAUGUCUACCCAGAAUGGAUAAGUUCAUAUGUGACGAUUAUUCCUCAUUUAUCAGUUUUCUGCAAAUCUUUUGUUCCGAGUUUCCUUCAUAAUGUUUAACCACCGGGACUCUUCAUGAAGUUGCAGCAAAGCUUCAAAUAAGGCUUAGCAAACACAAACAAUACGCACAGAAUUAGUACUUUUACUUUUGAUACUUAAAGUACAUUUUGCUGAUAAUACCUUAAAUUAGGUAUAAAA